Molecule: messenger RNA, 427 nt
Organism: Bursaphelenchus xylophilus (pine wood nematode)
Lineage: Eukaryota; Metazoa; Nematoda; Chromadorea; Rhabditida; Aphelenchoididae
Source: the annotation of a GenBank genome assembly
AUGUUCAUGGUAUGCCUUGUUUCACAGAAUUAUCAUUUUUAGAUUUCUGUCAGUCUAGCCACGACCAUAACACCAAAUUAUACCACCGUCAGUACCGUAAGUUCGUUUCGGUUAAAUUUUACAUUCGCAGAAUUUCUACGACUCCCUAUUUUUAGCUCUCUGGUGACGACAGAGAACGAUUAAAUCUGGUCCUUUUACUGGUGGUCAACGGAAUUCUUCUGAUGUUGGGUGCUUUCGUUGUGCUCCUUCUCCUUACUUGUCAGUGCUUAUAUCCAAGCAUUGUAAAAUAUGCCAAAAAAAAUGGAUACGACUUCAAAGCGGGCAAGGUAGAUGGACAGCAGCCAUUAUGUAUGACUGUGCUAUGUUUCAGAUUGACAAGGUCGACUGUGCAUUGGCACCACGCAUGGGCCCCAGAUUCCGUCCAUGA